GCUCUGCAUCGUGAAGGUCGAAGACGCUGAAGAUUGGACUGUUCAUUGCGUGGAGUCUUAAGGAGGACCGGGCCACCAUAAAUGAGGUUCCAGGUCCAGUGAAGAAGCGUAGGGGGUUCCAACCUAGCCUCGGCCUGCAGGUAGUUGCAGACACAGAAAGGGCAGCUGAAGAUCUCCUGAAUGACCACAGUGACACUGCCUAACAGUCAGCUGAAAGCGAACUGGUCAGCAUGCGUAAUUUGACACAUUAUCGUGAGCAUUCUCGUGCCAAAGCAAUUAAGAACAAUAAUCUACGACAAGAGAACUAUACCGGAUAAGCAAGGAGAGCUGGUGCUGUGUGUGCACACCGGCCAUCCUUGAGACUACUGGUACCCCUGUGAGAUGCGGGCAAAUUUGAUCUGGGCAUCUGGCCUUUGUGCAGUGCUUACUGAAGGCAUUUAGGGAAGGCAUUGAGAGUGUCAGUACCUGUUGAACUCCGUUUAGAGCUCUAUGCGUGGGUGGGUGUUAGGGUGUGCGAGCUGGAGAGAGAGAGAGAGCUAUGUGUGGGUGGGUGUGAGGGUGUUCGAGCUGGAGAGAGAGAGAGAGAGAGAGAGAGAGAGAGAGAGAGAGAGAGAGAGAGAGAGAGAGAGAGAGAGAGAGAGAGGAGAGAGAGAGAGAGAGNGGAGAGAGAGAGAGAGAGAGAGAGAGAGAGAGAGAGAGAGAGAGAGAGAGAGAGAGAGAGAGAGAGAUGUAAGGAAACCAAGAAAGCACAACGAAGUUAGGGAGGAUGCAUGUGUGACCUAAAUUUGAUAUACGACAGUGCACGUAAUCUGUGUAAGAUAUCUGGUCAUUGGUUACAAUGGCAACAUCAUCCUCAGAAAUGCAAUCGCCUGUCAUGGCCAUGCCCACAAUGGACAGGGAAGCCUUCCUGAAGAUGGCAAAAUACCCUCUUGUAAAGCAUUCGGAUAUGGUGGAAGAGGUGCGGCUUGAAGCAGUGGAGAUGGUGAUCACAGCCAUUGAAAAGCAUGGCACUAACUAUGAGCUUGGGGCUAGGAACAUAAAAGAUAUAAUGGACAAGAAGUUUGGUGGUCCUUGGCAUUGUGUGAUCGGCGAGUACUUUGCAUUCCACAUUACGCAUGAAGUCAAGACCUUCCUGUACAUGUUUGCCUCUGGUUGUCAUGCCAUAAUUUUAUGGAAGGGAUAGUAUCAUAGUUGUGUGAAUGUCAUCGUGCUAUUGCAUAACAGCCAAAUCUUGAGAAAGACAGAGUGGCAGGCAGCAGGAGGAAGGUUACAAAUUCCAGCAGGAAGCAGUGCGAGAUGGAUGUGAAAGGGUGAGAGAGAGAAGUGGUGGCGGGGAGGAGGAUGCCUGGCAUCGAGAGCGGAGAUUGUGAAUUGUGGUUAAUCCAAUGGUCACUGUCCCUUUCUCCUAUGAAUAUUCAAAAAGAGACGGGGGCAAACAAGGAACAGAGAUUGACCUCACUUGGGCCCCAAACGGUUUACAAAUAUGGCCAUUCGUUUUGUUUGGGCCUGCGGUGUUCAACCUGUGCCUGGUUUCAGUUAAUGCCUUGUAAACAGGCCCCAGCGUGUAUCACACUUCUUUUUUUUGGCCGUUUGCUCUCUGCUGCUUGAGUUUACAACCCUGAAGAUUCAUUCUGUCCGGGUUCAGCUGCAGUUCACUUUGAGGUACUGGUUUCUUGGUCUGCCGCAGUCACCGGAGCAAACUCAGACAUUCAUUUUUACUGGGCCCAAUGUCCGUGUGGUCUGUCUAGAAACGGGGAUAGUUUUUUUGAUGUACAGGUGGUCCCCAAGGGCCUGCGGCAAUCUACAAACUCAGAGUGGUACUUCAAGCUUGGUAGUCACGGACGACCACCUCCCACCUAUCCUACACAUUCAAUCAAGGUUGUCCAUGCAAAGCUAUAGUAAAGGUGCACAGGGUCU
This is a messenger RNA of Chara braunii, 1917 nucleotides long. The record is from the annotation of a GenBank genome assembly. Lineage: Eukaryota; Viridiplantae; Streptophyta; Charophyceae; Charales; Characeae.